UGCAAGUGUAAUGUACUUUUGUGUAUACGUAGUUAUAAACCAGGAAACGAAAUAAACUUAUUUCGUAAAUUAAAAUGGAAGUUUUAAAUCAUUUCGACCACAUCGAUGAGAGUGUGGAUGAGAAUACAAUUAGCAAUGACAACGUCGGCGUCGUUUUGGAGGAAGCAGAAAUAAUAGAUUGUGACACAGAAAUAGAAACUGUCACAGAUGAUAAUAUACAGUAUCAAUUAUGCGAGGUGAACAGAAAUGAUAAUGCAGUUGCAUAUCGUGUGGUACAAGUCGGCGAUGCCCAUGCAAACAAUACUGAAUUAUCAUUAGCUGCACCUAUGAAUAAUACUGUCCAAGUUCUGACAUCACCUAUAAACGGCCAAUUCUAUGUACUGAGCAAUGGCAACGAAGUAGUAGCUACAGAAUCUACAAGAGCAGUUGCACCGCGCGUUAAACUCCAACUAGACAAUCCACAAAACAUUCUUACUACUAUUAAAAAGAGGGAUGAAAGAAGAAGGGUAACGCAUAAUGAAGUUGAAAGACGCCGUAGGGAUAAAAUCAAUAACUGGAUUUCAAAGUUAGGAAAGCUUCUACCAGAUUGUGACCAAAAUACAACAGGGGAUGGUGACGUGAAAACAAAUUUUGAAUUGCAGAGCAAAGGAGGAAUUUUAGCAAGGGCAUGUGAGUAUAUCACAGAAUUAAGAGACGUACAAGAGAGUUUCUCGCAAAGUUUAGAUGAGAAUGCUCAGCUGGCAGAAGAAGCUCAAACUUUAAGACACGUAGUGAAUCAAUUAAGAAAAGAAAAUUCUGAACUGAAGGCUCAGAUAUCAAAGGGUACAACAUACAUAUUGGGUACUUAAUUUUUAUAAACAUGCAAUAAAGAAUAGUAGCUGUGAAUAAUUUUUUUUUUUUUUUGAAUCUUUUUCCAUAGUACAAUUUUUUUUUCAAAGCAUUGCAACAUAUAUCUUUAAAUUGUACACGUGCAAUUCGAUAUCGGCAAAGACAUUCGUGAUUCAGUGCAAUAAAGUAAUAAUAAUGUAGUAAUUAUAAA
Colletes gigas is the source of this 1039-nucleotide messenger RNA. Its product is annotated as upstream stimulatory factor 1-like. The record is from RefSeq and is a predicted model, not a curated record. Bases 75 to 848 code for a protein of 257 amino acids. Gene Ontology annotation, biological process: regulation of transcription by RNA polymerase II. The transcript is spliced from 4 exons. Lineage: Eukaryota; Metazoa; Arthropoda; Insecta; Hymenoptera; Colletidae. Gene Ontology annotation, molecular function: RNA polymerase II cis-regulatory region sequence-specific DNA binding; DNA-binding transcription factor activity, RNA polymerase II-specific; protein dimerization activity.